Molecule: messenger RNA, 1808 nt
Organism: Carassius auratus (goldfish)
Lineage: Eukaryota; Metazoa; Chordata; Actinopteri; Cypriniformes; Cyprinidae
Product: polymeric immunoglobulin receptor-like
Exons: 6
Coding region: 45-1703 (552 amino acids)
Cellular component (GO): plasma membrane
Molecular function (GO): transmembrane signaling receptor activity
Source: RefSeq, a predicted model, not a curated record
AUGGAGAUGUUUCUUUAUAUGACGACACCAGAGCAGGAGUCUUGAUGGUGUUUUUUAGAGAGCUGAAAGCUGCAGAUGAAGGAACAUACAGGUGUGGAGUGAAAGUAUCUGACUAUACUGAGAGAUUCACUGAGAUACAGCUGAGCGUCAGACACGAUGAAAAAUAUCCAAAGAGUGUGACUGAAUCUGUGUAUCUUGGUGGAGAAGUCAACAUCACCUGUCAGAUUCCAGAGCAAAAUCAAGUUCAUUUCUGCAAAGAGGAUGAUAAUCACAUCUGCCAAAGCAUCGGCUCAUCUAAAGUGACAGAAAUGAGUGGUUCAUCAGAGAGAAAUGAAGAGAGAGUUGUUACAGUGAGCAUCAGUAAUGUGAGUGUGAGAGAUGCUGGAGUUUACUGGUGUGGAGCAGAAACCAGAGACACAGAUCUGACUUUCAUCUCCCUGAACACUCAAAUUCAGCUCAACCUCAUCACUAAAGUGGGCGUGUCUAGAGUGAACGGCUCCUCAGGAGGUGGUUUGAUGAUCAAGUGUGAACAUCCUCAAUACAAAACCAACCCAAAAUACAUCUGUAAAGAACCAGACGGAUGUUCAGAGAGGAAGAAUCAUGGAGUUCAGGGUGAAUGGAUGGAUAAUGGAGAUGUUUCUUUAUAUGACGACACCAGAGCAGGAGUCUUGAUGGUGUUUUUUAGAGAGCUGAAAGCUGCAGAUGAAGGAACAUACAGGUGUGGAGUGAAAGUAUCUGACUAUACUGAGAGCUUCACUGAGAUACAGCUGAGCAUCAGACACGAUGUAAACUAUCCAAAGCGUGUGACUGAAUCUGUGUAUCUUGGUGGAGAAGUCAACAUCAUCUGCCGGAUCCCAAAGAAGCAUAAAGUUCAUUUCUGCAAAGAGGAUGAUAAUCACAUCUGUCAAAGCAUCGUCUCAUCUAAAGUGACAGAAAUGAGUGGUUCAUCAGAGAGAAAUGAAGAGAGAGUUGUUACAGUGAGCAUCAGUAAUGUGAGUGUGAGAGAUGCUGGAGUUUACUGGUGUGGAGCAGAAACCAGAGACACAGAUCUGACUUUCAUCUCCCUGAACACUCAAAUUCAGCUCAACCUCAUCAUGGCUCCAGUAGUGAGAGAUGAAGGAGACUCAGCUGAGAUCAUCUGUCCUUAUGAUUCAAUCUAUAAAUCAAAGCCAAAGUCUCUCUGUAAGGGGAAGUGCUCCACUAGAGACAGAAAUCCUCUCAGUGAGACUGUGAGAGAAGAGAAAGAGACCAAGACUGGCAGAUUGACUCUGAAUGAUGACGUCACUGCAGGUGUCUUCACUGGGACCAUCACUGGACUGACAGCAGAGGAUGCUGGGAAAUACUGGUGUGCAGUGACAUUAGAAACAGAGCUCAAUUAUCUUUACACUCAUCUGAUCGUCAUCAUGAACGAGGAGCUGAACUUGACUAAGUAUGAAGGAGACGACGUGUCAAUCCAGUGCAAACAUCAUGAUGAAGAUCAGAAACGCUUCUGCAAAGCACAUGAAGCCUCCAUGUGUGUGAAGGAUGGAGUUUCAUUGGAGACGAUCAGAGAUGAUCGAUUCUCUUUCAGUGAUGAAGCAUCUACUGGAGUCUUUACUGUGAACAUUACUGAUCUGAGAGAAGAGGAUUCUGGGAUAUACUGGUGUGGAGCCCACAUCAUCACUAAAGUGCUUUUAAAUGUCAAAAAGGGUACAUUAACUUAAUUUAAUCAACGUAUUUGAUUCACUCGCAAGACUACAUAUAUUCAAACAGAAACAAAAUACCAAUAAUACAAUCAGUAUUUUUUUUCUUUGUUAUUACUUGUACUU